ACUCUUGACAUUCACUUCCACGUUGUAUACGCCAACGAAACUCUUGACGGAGGCUUUGUUCCGGAUGAGCGGAUCAGAGCGCAAGUUGAUGUUAUGAAUCGAGACUAUAACAUCACUGGAGUCAGCUGGAAUCUUGUCACGAUCUCACGAAUCUUGAGUCCAGAUUGGUUUGCCAAAGUUGCCCCCGACACACCUGAAGAAGCGGACUUGAAGAGUCAAUACAGGAAGGGGAAUGCGUCUGCUCUUAACGUUUACACCGUCGGACUCAAAGAGGGACCUGGACAAGGCCUCCUUGGCUACGCUACCUUCCCGAAAGACUACAGUGGCAAGCCAUCAAACGAUGGUGUUGUUAUUCUUUAUUCGACUAUGCCCGGAAGCCAAACCCCGCCAUACAACAUGGGACGAACACUUACCCACGAGUCGGGUCACUGGUCUGGGCUUUACCACACUUUCGAGGGUGGAUGCACUGGGAAGGGAGACCACGUCGACGACACACCACCGGAGAAGGAGGCUGCUUAUGGCUGCAUCAAGACACGUCGUACUUGCCCCAAGAGCAAACUUGAUGAUCCAACGACCAACUUUAUGGAUUAUAGCGACGACGCUUGUAUGACUGGCGGCUUCACGAAAGGCCAGGGAACGAGAAUCAGGGCUCAGCUGAGAACAUACCGUGAUGUUGCUGUCUGA
This is a messenger RNA of Laccaria bicolor S238N-H82, 684 nucleotides long. RefSeq lists its product as uncharacterized. The transcript is spliced from 6 exons. The annotation marks the transcript as partial. NCBI's taxonomy places the organism in Eukaryota, Fungi, Basidiomycota, Agaricomycetes, Agaricales, Hydnangiaceae. The record is from RefSeq and is a predicted model, not a curated record. Gene Ontology annotation, molecular function: metallopeptidase activity.